Molecule: messenger RNA, 1903 nt
Organism: Apus apus (common swift)
Lineage: Eukaryota; Metazoa; Chordata; Aves; Apodiformes; Apodidae
Gene: SLC25A10
Product: solute carrier family 25 member 10
Exons: 11
Coding region: 19-879 (286 amino acids)
Biological process (GO): phosphate ion transmembrane transport; malate transmembrane transport; oxaloacetate transport
Molecular function (GO): thiosulfate transmembrane transporter activity; succinate transmembrane transporter activity; oxaloacetate transmembrane transporter activity
Source: RefSeq, a predicted model, not a curated record
GCGCGCAGAGCGGCGCCGAUGGCGGAGCAGCGCGUGUCGCGCUGGUACUUCGGGGGCCUCGCGUCCUGCGGAGCCGCCUGCUGCACCCACCCGCUGGACCUGCUGAAGGUCCACCUCCAGACCCAGCAGGAGGUGAAGAUGCGGAUGAUGGGGAUGGCGAUGCGUGUGAUCCGCACUGACGGCUUCUUGGCUCUCUACAACGGGCUCAGCGCCUCGCUGUGCCGGCAGAUGACAUAUUCCUUGACUCGCUUCGCCAUCUAUGAGACUGCCAGGGACCGCCUGGGCCAGGGCGGCCAGGGGCCUCCCCCCUUCUACCAGAAAGUGCUACUGGGUGCAGUGGGAGGUUUCACUGGCGGGUUUGUGGGGACCCCAGCAGAUAUGGUGAAUGUCAGGAUGCAGAACGAUGUGAAGCAGCCACCCGCUCUGCGGCGCAACUAUUCUCACGCCCUGGACGGCAUGUACCGUGUCCUGCGGGAAGAGGGCUUGAAGAAACUCUUCUCGGGAGCUACAAUGGCAUCCAGCCGAGGGGCCCUUGUCACCAUUGGGCAGCUCUCCUGUUAUGACCAGGCCAAGCAGCUGGUUCUCUCGACUGGGUUUCUGUCAGACAACAUCUUCACUCACUUCCUGGCCAGCUUCAUUGCUGGUGGAUGUGCCACAUUCCUGUGUCAGCCCCUGGAUGUGCUCAAGACCCGUCUCAUGAACUCCCAGGGCGAGUACCGGGGUGUUGCCCACUGUGCCAUGGAGACUGCCAAGCUCGGCCCCCUUGCCUUCUACAAGGGCUUUGUUCCUGCUGCUAUCAGGCUCAUUCCUCACACCGUCCUCACCUUUGUCUUCCUGGAACAGCUGCGCAAAUAUUUUGGGAUCAAAGUGAUCACCUGAGCAGGAGGGAUGGGACCCUGCCUCGCCCCGGGGGGUGAGCACACGGGUCACUGCUGGGAUCCCAGAGUCCCUCUCUUCUGUCUGGGGCCAGCACCGCUCCCUGUCCCUCAUCCCCACUCCUGUGCCUUUCCAGUGCCUGUGGCAGCCACUCCCAGACUGCCUUUUCCUCUCUCAUGCCCAUUCUCAGCACCUCCAUUACCUCUGGGAUAUUCUUGGGCCUCUUGCCCCCUCUGCACUCUUGGUUUUGGGUUUUUCUUGCUUUCUACCCUUCCCUCCCUCAGCCCUGUCACUUGUGUGCCUCCAGGAGCAGGACUGUGCUGUCCUGGGGGGACAAGAGAUCCGGGGAGGGGGGGAACUCAGACCUUGGGCUUCGUGCCUGGUGCAGGGCCCAUGGGGCUGGGGAGCCAGUGACCAUGCUUCAGGGGAGGCCUGUGCUGGGGCAGCAGGGCUGGGGCUGGCUGGCUCCCAGCCUCUGCUGAUCAGCAAGGGGAGACACCUUAGUACCUCUGGCCUUGUGUGCUCCUCCACUGCCACCUCUGCCUCCCAGCCUCCCCCCUCUGCUUCCCAGCCUCCCCUGCUUCUUUCUGCUUGGCCAAAAUUCCCCAGCACCCAACGGCUGCUGGGCUUUUCAGGGAUUGUGCCUCAUACCAAUGAUGACAGAGCCAACCCCACAGGUGAGGGGCAGCCACUUGGCUCCCCUACCCUGGCACAGGCUGGAGCCCUUCUCACCUGCUCUUGCCUGUGGUGGGGCUGGCUGCUGUGCCCUGGCUUGGGUGGGGGGCCUGGCAGUGCUUGCUGGAGCACUCGCUCACCCUUUGCCAGGGCCUGGGGUGGGGGUGUCUGUCCAGCACUGCUCCAUGGCUUCAACUCCACUGCCCCAAUGCUGCCCCCCACCCCCUCAUCCUGCACAGGGGGCUGUGGGCACCAGCCCCUCUGCUGUGUGCACCCCUGGGCAUGGUGGCCCAAGGGAUCAAAGAACUGGAAUAUCUGUGACUUUAUUAUAUAUUAAAGAGUGGAACAAGCA